GCAGCCGGGGGGAAAGAGGCGGGGGAAGAGGCAGGGGUGGGCACGGUGGCAGGCCAAGGGCCGGGGGCAUGGCCGUGGGGGGGCCGCGUCCCGUCCGCCACGCUGCAGCGGGACAGACGCCCGGGCUGGGCCGCAUGGAGUCCCUGGGGCGGGGGGCUGACCAGAGGAGCCCCCUGGCUGUCGGAGCUCAGGCCCUGGGCGGGUGGAGGUGGUGGAGGCAAGGGGGGGGCGGGAGGUAACUUAGGCCCGGAUGGAGGCCUGGAGAAGGGGAGCGAGAGAGGAGGAGGAGGAGGAGGGGGAGGGGGGGGCGUGAGGUGCUCCAGGAGAGCGUGCGUCCUGCUGAGCUCGCUGGCCGUGGUCUUCCUCACCUCGCUCUUCUUCUCCGUGUCGCUGCGCGGUGCCGUGGGCUUCAACUACCUGGAGGCGCCCGGCUGGGAGGAGUCCCGGCGGGUGAAGCUGGUGCCUAGCUACGCCGGCGCCCGGCGCCCGGCGCUGCCCGCCGACAGCGCCGGCGGCGGUGGCGUCGGCCCCCCCCAGCAGAGGACGUGCGCCUGCCCGCGCUGCGUGGGCGACCCGGGGGUCUCCGACUGGUUCGAUGAGAACUACGAGCCGGACAUCGCCCCGGUGUGGACCAAGGACAACAUCGAGCUGCCCUCCGAUGUGUACUACUGGUGGGUGAUGCUCCAGCCCCAGUUCAAGCCCCACAGUAUCCACCAGGUGCUACUGAGGUUGUUCCAGGUGAUCCCGGGACACUCUCCGUACUCCUGGUGGGACCAGCAGCGCUGCCUGCGCUGCGCCGUGGUGGGGAACUCUGGGAACCUCCGCGGGGCCGCGUACGGCGCCGCCAUCGACGGACACAACCACAUCAUGAGAAUAAACCUGGCUCCCACAGUGGGCUACGAGGAGGACGCGGGAAGCCGGACCACCCACCACUUCAUGUACCCCGAGAGUGCCAAGAACCUGGCCGCCAACGUCAGCUUCGUCCUGGUCCCCUUCAAGACCCUGGACCUGCUCUGGAUCACCAGCGCCCUCUCCACAGGCCACAUACGAUUUACGUAUGCUCCAGUCAAGCAGUUCCUCAGAGUGGACAAAGACAAGGUGCAGAUCUUCAACCCGGCCUUCUUUAAGUACAUCCACGACCGCUGGACCAAACACCACGGCCGCUACCCGUCCACCGGCCUGCUGGUGCUCUUCUUCGCCCUGCACGUCUGUGACGAGGUGAACGUGUUUGGCUUCGGGGCCGACAGUCGCGGUAACUGGCACCACUACUGGGAGCAGAACCGCUACUCUGGGGAGUUCCGCAAGACGGGGGUUCACGACGCCGACUACGAAGCGCAGAUCAUCCAGCGGCUGGCCAAGACCGGCAAGAUAACAGUUUACCCCGGGAAGUAGAGGAGGAGGCACCGGACACGUGGUUAUCGGUGGCCGCACAACCCAAAACAGCGGGGGGGGGGUCUUGAACGUAUCUCCUAACCCACAGAAUGUGGUGGGAGUGUGAACUACCAGUGAGUCCCCGGGUUUCAAUUCGGAAGUUGGAACUUCUCAACAACUAUUGGGAGCUUUGGGCUAAUCCCCACUAAUAGUUGAACAAGUUGUUUAUGCCAAACGACAAAGGGAAAGUGGUUUCAGGAAUUAUUACAAAACACAGUGAUUGUCCUGACUCCAUAGGAACCAGCGUGGACUUCCUGCCCCCUGGUGGGGUCAUUUUACCACAUGAAUCACACCAAGAACGGCACCAUCAGUCGGCUCUUUCAGAGGAAACACCGCGGAAGAAUUGAAAGUGAGAAGGACCCAAGCGAUGUGCAAGCGAGGACCCACUGUUUGCUGCAGAGCCAAUACCGUGGUACUUGCGUCUUGGCCCUGCCUCACCCUCACUUGUAUUUAAGGCCUCCCUCCAAGACCUCUUAAAUGGGCACAGGUUGGCUGUGGGACUGUGGAAGCAACCACAACCCAAACCCUUUGAUAUACGACAGAUUGGGGACCUCGUGGAGCUCGCCGACGAACAGACUUUUAAUUUAGAAGGCCGAUGAGCAGCUGUGCCCUGCCCAUCACAAUCUAAUCAUCGGGGGGGGGGGGGGGGGGGGGGGGGACGACGACACAUCACACUGUCUAUUAUGGGGAGCCUGCUCAGUUUGAGCUCCAGGAUGGAUGUUUGUGGACACACAAACAUGUUUUGGGUUCAGUGUGUCCGGGUGUUCAAUGGCUCUGGUUACCACUAACCCGCACACAAUUUUAAGACUCUCAGUGAGUUAUAUCUGUGGUGCAUCUUUUUGAGUGUACUGAUGACAUUAUGUUUAUUCUGGGACUUUGUUGUUGUUUAGACAGACAGACACACACACACACACACACACACACACACACACACACACACACACACACACACACACACACACACACACACACACACACACACACACACACACACACACACACAAACUGAUUAUCUGUAUUCCUCUCUGGCGGGUUUCUGUGAGGGAUUUGUCUUUUAAGUUGUAGAAGGUGCUGCUUAAGAUAAGAUACAGCAGACCCACGGCUUUGUAGAGUGAGUCUCUCUUUCUCUGUUUCUUUAUUUUCUUGUCUGCCUUCCACCUCCAGCACACAUUGAACUGAGCUGGUCAGGGGGGCCAUCUAUCGCCUUACACUCUGCCUCUUGACCCUGUUCUCAUUGUAAAACUGCAUUAGAGUUAGUUUCUUUAUGUUCUUGUUAGCCAUGGGCCAAUGGAUUUACCUUCUUCAUUCAUAAAUUUUCCCCUUUCUUUCCUUCAAAGCUUAGUCAAGUUGUGGUGUUUUAAAGGUUGUGCCGCUUAUAAACACUGUAGUUGAGUUAACUGUGGAUAAAUACAAGACACAACAGUACUACUUCUGGUAUGAUUUUACAGCUGAUACAGCUUCAGACAUGCCUUACAGGGUUAAGUUCCCUUUUUUUUUUAACAAACAUUGGAAUGUGCAGGUUUGGCUAAUUAAUUUCCUCCACACCCGAUUUUGAUGGUUUCACAGACUAGUAUGUACUAACCUUUGAAUGAAUCAGCUAGCUCAAUCAAACUAUGGCACGGCUUACUUACUGGAUGGCAUUAAUCAAGUAUACAGCUACUGGAAAGGAAAUGGCGAGAUACAAAGACACACAAGGAAACUUUGUCUAUCCAGCAAUUUAGCAUGAAAAGGUAUCUGUCUGUGACGGCAAUAAAUGCAGUUAAGUUCUGUGCCUCCCAUGUGAUCAGCAGAUAUAAAAUAUUGUGUUAUCAUUUGACAGUAUUGUAUAACCAUACCUUCAGUCUCCUGGGUGACCAAUGUUUUACUACACAUCAUUUUGAUGGACGUGUUUUUGAAAUGAUGCAUAAUGGUGUUCUUCUAUAAGAUGCUCUCUGUUGGGCUAGGCUCAUUUUACAGUUCAGUCAGUUUAAGUGUGACUUGACUGAACACACACACACACACACACACACACACACACACACACACGUACACGCACAUGCGUACACACACACACACACACACACUAUUUACUAUUCAUGAGUAAAUAGCACACCAAAUAUUCAUGCUUUUGUGCCUUUUCCUGUCUGUGGCCAUCGCCUCCAGAUACUUUUCUUUCUGUAAUUGCAGACCACAUUACCCGCACACACACACACACACACACACACGCACACACACACACACACACACACACACACAAAAAACACACGCACCUCAGCCUGGCUGUGAGCUGUGCCUUUGAGCUGUACACAAAUGUACAACACCGUAAACACACACAGACCCACACAUGCAUUGAUGUAUAUGAAACACUGCCUUUUCCUGGCGUUAUUGCCUGCAGGUUCAAUUCCCAUCUUCACGCUAUGUAAAUGUUGCUUAUUUUCAACUGUAGACUCGAGAUGUGAAGCAGUCCAUCUGGAACUUGUUUGACAUUAUUAAGACUUUGGAUGUUUUUUAUGCAUUUUCCUCCGUUUUAUUGUUUUGAUGGAAAACGUACAAUCAUUCUUGCAGGUAUUAGCUUGUAGGUACCAUCUUCUUGGCUUGUUCUUGCAGGUUAGUCCUUGCAGAAACAUCAUGUACCACAUUCCUCACAUUUUAUUCGGUCUCUGGUGUUCAUGGCGGGAACUGGACAGGCCAUUCAAAGGUUUAUUUUCUAACCGUCGAUUUGCGUAAGGCUGAGCUCUGUCGACUUGGCGGCAGCAGAUCCAGUGUGGGAGAGAACGAGGUGAUUACAAUAUGUAUUUUAAUGGUGAAACAACACACUGGUACAAUGCUGACACUGCACAUUCUUAAGUAAUUUGUCAUCAGCAGUGGCUCAUUGUCCAACUGUUAGGCCUAUUACUCAUGGUCCCCCCCUUCCUGACCUCCUAACCCCGGGGAAUUGCUUUUAAAACAGUCAAGUUUCUCAAAUGUGUUUUGGAAAUAAAGCAAUUUUUAGUUGACUUUUGGUGUUAGUUUGGAAAACUUAACAGCAUACGGUAGUGGGGGAAAAUUGGGUCUAAAAAAUCACGGCACUUUUUUUUAUUAUUCCUGAAUAGUCUGCCAGAUGUUCGAGCAACACAGAUUGUGAUUUGAGGAGAUAUUUAGAUCAUUUUACACAGGCAGGCGAGGGAGUCCGUUGUCAUGUUGAGAUGACAUUUAGAGAUAGAUAAUGGCAACAAGAUAAGUUACCCCGGCUGCUGCUUCUAACCAACAGCACACAAAACAAAGAAAAGAACAGAUUGCUCCCAAUUGUACCCGAUCAGAAGAAGUGAUUAUGUGUACUUUAAGUGUUUAAGAGUACGAUGUACUGUUCUGUCUGUGGGCAUAUACAGAUGGAGCUAACACUAUAUUUUUAGCCAUUUCUUUUUUUAUCAAAACAAGACAAAAGGCUGCACAUCUGAUGCUCUUUGGCCUGGUACUAUCAGCCAGUGCCCCCAAAAGAUAGACAGAGCAUACUUUGUUUCCGUGGUGCUCAUAGAACCGUGCUCAAAAACACCUGCUACAGAGUCUGUCAGGUCUGCCCAAAGGUUGAGCUAUUUGGGACCCAAGUUGUUUCAUUCACCAAGUCGAUUCUUAGACGUGAUGUCUUGACGUGAUAAGUCCUUAAUAAGGCCGGUUCCCAUGGCCCCUGCCUAGCAGACUGAAAUUAGAUCAGAAGAAAAUAUGGACAUUAGUGAUAUGUCCCAAUUUGUUGUUGCUUGGAAGGGGCAGUUUCUGCAUACUUUUCUAGAGUGCCAAGAACUUGAAGUAGGACUUCAUGAGGUUUCUAAACUUCAGAGACUGAGACAAACUUCAGACAAAGAAUCUGCUUUUAGAUCUAUAGCAUGAAAAGCUGAUGUGUUUGUGCAGAGGAAACCAACUGAUCUAUUUAGACGCGUGUAAGGCUGUACAAAUACAAAUGAAUAAAAAUGUAUCUAAGGGUGGAUAAAGUAAAUGUAAUAAACUCAAUGAAAAUUAUACAAAAAAACAUUAAUUCUGAAAUAAAUCAAAGCAGAUCUUGAUUAUCACUGAUCUCUGCAUAUCAUGUUGAAAGGAAAGUAAACAAAUUACUGAAAAAAUAAAUAAAAUCCCUGAACAUCGCUCAUAUGCCAGGUUUGUGCUAAACUGAUCUAAAUUUAGCAAAAUAAUGAAUUUAUAAUAAAAUUUGCUUAGGGAGAAUAACUAUCCGUUUCAGUGUUAGAGAAGGAACUAAUUAAUAAGAACUUUACAAGUAUCUUCUUUAAAUGAUCAACAGUUAUUUUUGACAACGUUGCAAUCUGUAUUGUCCUUGGUGAGUUAGAACAUGAAAGGUACAACUUGUAAUUGCUUCAUUAGUUUGAGUCAGCCAAAGGCAUUCCAUGGUAUUUUUUUAUACAUUUUACUUUAGUUGAAAACAUUUCACAAGAGUUAGAGAAAGCUUACUCAGACAGAUGGCAUUUGUCAUUACAGUGGUUUGUGUCUGAACUGGCUAUACAUCACAGUUCUGCUUAAACUGUUUUGUUCAUGUCGCUGGAUACAUUUAAUGUACUUACAUUUAAUUAAAUAUGUAUGAAAUGUUAUCCGAGGCUGUUUGUAUCUUAUAAAUAAAAGCUUAUGAAACAA
Messenger RNA from Gadus morhua (Atlantic cod), 6027 nucleotides. RefSeq names its product ST3 beta-galactoside alpha-2,3-sialyltransferase 2 (gene st3gal2). Gene Ontology annotation, cellular component: membrane. NCBI's taxonomy places the organism in Eukaryota, Metazoa, Chordata, Actinopteri, Gadiformes, Gadidae. The transcript is spliced from 7 exons. The record is from RefSeq and is a predicted model, not a curated record. Gene Ontology annotation, biological process: sialylation. The annotation marks the transcript as partial. Gene Ontology annotation, molecular function: beta-galactoside (CMP) alpha-2,3-sialyltransferase activity.